AGUGCCACAAUGAAGGAAGACAAGCUUCCUGUAGUUGAAUGGCCUAUGUGCCAGUCACACCUUUUGGACUUGUUGUUUAACUAUAACUUUACUUAAAGUGGUUUUCAAACAUCAAAGUGCAGACAUGCUGUGAAACCUGCUCCAUUGACUAAAAUGUCCAGCUUGCAUGAAUUGAAUAGAGUAUGUGCUGUUCCCUUGCGUAACUUUCUCUCUUGGUCUGUGAGCAUCAGUCAGUUGUGUAAAUUACCCAUGAUUCUUUGGCUGUUCUACUCCUAUUUGUGCGGCAGACGCAGGAAGCUAUAGAAGCAAGCUGCCAAGGACGGCAAGCCAUUACUGUUGGGCUUGCUGCCGAGUCACAAGUUGACCUAAGCUGCUUUCCAGGCAUCCUACCUCUGCGGACUGUAUAAUGCGCUGCAGGAGUCAUGACUCCUGUCAUCUCUUAGCCCAACUUCCUCCUGCUGAAUUUCCCAUCCUUGAUGACAUUCCUUCUCUACUGCUCGGUCUCCUUCCCGUCAUCAUUUGUCUCCUGUUGGUCUUCCUGUUUUCAUUCUAACUGCUAUGCCCCUUUUUGCUUCCGCUACUGACUCUCACUAGUUCUGUUUUCUACCCCCCCUCCCCGCCCUGUGGAUUGUACUUCUGCUUGUGACAUUCCUCUCCUGCCUGUCCUUGACAAGUGACCCGAGGAGCAAGAGAUUUUCUCUCUGAUGGAGGGAAAUGAAUCCGACGUGGCGGAGCCUGGACUUUGGCAUGCUGCCGGACCUUCUGGACACCUCGGUGGCUUGCUUCGUGGUGAGGAUCUGGGGAGGACAGGAGGAACAGUACCAGCUCCUCAUAGAAUGGAAGGUCAAUCUGGAUGGCCUCAGAUACACCGGGCAGCAGAUUCGAUCCAGGAAUCCAAAUGAGAUAAUAUUUGGACUGAAUGAUGGCUACUAUGCAGCUGACUUUGAUCAUAAGGAUCAGUCAGAGCGGAAGAAAAACAGUCUGCUUCAGGUCGACCAGAGUUCAGUCAGAAACUCCUACAGUGUGUUCUCUUUGCUCAGACUUCACACAGCCCAGAGAGCCAUCAAGCAGACCCAAGUGACGGUGCAGAAGAUCGGGAAGGAGAUCGAGGAAAAGCUGAGGACGACGGCAACCUGCACAGAGCGGAAGAAAGAGCGGGAGUGCAUGCAGCUGCGUAUAGCUGUGCUGCGCAGUGAACUGCAGCGGCAGAGGAAGGCGCUUGGCAGGGAGAUAGACCUGCGGCACAAGGACAACGCACAGCUUCAGAAGAAAGAGGAAGCGUUCUCCGCCCAGCACGAGGGUCUGAAGGAGGAGAAAGAAUCCUUAACCAAGCUGCAGAAGGAAUGCACUGCCAAGAGAGAGCAGUUCCUCAAGUCCAACGCCCAGCUCACCUUCCGCUGCCGCCAGCUCCUCUCUGAGCUUUCCUACAUCUACCCCAUUGAUGUGGCUAAUCAGUCUGAUUAUGUCAUCUGCGGAGUGAAGCUGCCAAACUCUGAAGAUUUUCAAGCUAAGGAUGAUGGGAGCGUGGCAGUCGCCCUGGGUUACACGUCGCACCUGGUCCUGAUGAUCUCGUGCUUCCUGCAGAUCCCUCUUCGGUAUCCGGUGAUCCACAAGGGUUCACGCUCCUCCAUCAAGGACACCAUCACUGACAGACUCACUGAGAAGGAGCGAGAAUUCCCUUUGUACCCCAGAGGAGAGCGCUUUCAUUUUGAAUAUGGUGUCUACUUACUCAACAAGAACAUUGCCCAGCUGAGAUAUCAACAUGGCUUGACCACCCCAGACCUGCAGCAGACAUUACCCAACCUGAAGAACUUUCUGGAGCAUGGUCUGCUGGUCCGAUGUGACAGACACCAGGUCUCAAGCUCCAUCCCAGUGCCGACCAAGUCUCAGCUUGGUGUGUCUGCUGCCUCAGAGAUGGGCUACCCCUGCCAAACCAGCUCCCCAGACCGAGGCCUGAGAAAAAGGGCGAGCUCGGAAGCCGAUAAGUACAAGCCAACUCCUUCAGCCAGCUAUAUCGCAGCUGUGGGUGAAGAGCAGCCCCCGGUUUGCCUGGCACCGCCCUCGCCUUCACCCAAACACCUAUCCUCCUCCCUUGAUGCCGGCAUGGCCUCACUUAACCUGGCCAAGACUACGGAGUCCAACAAGGAGGGAGAGCAGAAGGAAGAGAAGAAGGAGGUUGAGGAGACAGCUGAUGAGGUGGAGAGACGCAGAAGCAUUGACAGAGACUCUGAAGUAGAAAAAGAAGAAGAGACUGAGGCGCAACCGCCCACUGGCACCGUUUCCCCCAACCCUUUUACAGUGCAGGACACUGGUGAGGAAACUGUUCCAACUAGUCAGCACACAAGAGCCAUGAACGGCUCUUUGGUGCCAGGACAGGCGCCUGUUAGCCUGGUCCCAGAGCUGCGUUGCUCUGUUGAGCAAGCUGAGGAGAUCAUGGGCACAGAGGCCACAGGUUUAGGCUUGGGGUUGGGGAUAGGGUUGGGGUUAGGGCUAGCAGAUGAGGCCCAGAUGGAAGACUACCGCUGCAUCCCUGUGGACCACGCAGUAGCUGUGGAGUGUGAUGAACAGGUGCUGGGAGAGCUGGACGUCGCCGGCUUUGAGGAGUUCUCCAGACGCAUCUAUGCACUAAAUGAGAACAUGUCCAGCUUCCGCAGACCGCGCAAGAACUCCGAUAAGUGAGGCAGAGGACCUAAGGUAGAGAGGGAGGCACGAAAAAACUUUGAAAAAAAGGUUUGGACAAAUACAAGGCAGGGACAUGAGGACAAGGGUGGGGUCCCCACUCCCUUAUCGCAGCAUCAAAAAUCAUCUGAGCUAUUCUGGAAUAACGACCAAUUUGCACUUGUGAACAUUUCCAUAGCAAUUUUUUAAAUGGAGUACAGUUAAAAGUGCAAGUAUCGGGACAGUAAGCUUUACUUUUAUUUUUGAUGCCAGCAUUAAUGUAUUUUUUAACAAUGGAUGGAGCAAUGAGUCAUCAUUCAGACAUUUUUAUUCACAAAAUAAUUUGGCCUCAGCGUUCACAAUCGCCCUCAUGAAGUAGUGUCAGUUAUUGUAGUCUGUCGGUCCAUGACAGGGGACCAUUAAUGUAAAAUAACAACCUAUGUGUACAGCAUCGCUCGUACUGUUUUCAAACUCGUACUGCAAUAACAGCCCUUAACUCCUCGUACAAAACACAACUGUCUCAAAACUGCAUUUAAGAUUCACAUCCACACUCAGAGUGCAGCCUCAGUACAUCUGUGUGUGUAAAGAUCUUUCAAUGCAGCAGCUUUUUUGUGACAUUUUAUCAAUUACAGCAUCAUUAAAGGUCCCAUGACAUGGUGCUCUUUGGAUGCUUUUAUA
Perca fluviatilis (European perch) is the source of this 3336-nucleotide messenger RNA. RefSeq names its product UV radiation resistance associated gene (gene uvrag). Lineage: Eukaryota; Metazoa; Chordata; Actinopteri; Perciformes; Percidae. The coding region runs from base 715 to 2679 and encodes 654 amino acids. The transcript has 13 exons. Gene Ontology annotation, biological process: SNARE complex assembly. Gene Ontology annotation, cellular component: lytic vacuole; endosome. Gene Ontology annotation, molecular function: SNARE binding. The record is from RefSeq and is a predicted model, not a curated record.